GGCUAGAGAGUGGGAGCGCGCAGACCUGCCCUCCCGUCGCCAUUUUUCGCUCUCGCAUAGUCUCACUCGAGCGGCUUGCGAGAGGGGGGCUGCUGCGCAGAGAACCGUGGAAAGUAUAAAACACAGCCCUGCGCGAACUGGAAAUACAUACAAAGCGGUGACUGGAGUGCGCGCGAACCCUGCGCUCGUUUUGUAACCCUCCCAGGUCGCACGCAUGUGCCGGCGGGUCACUGUUAUUAACGCAUUUGAUGUGAAGACGUGUUCCAGGCCGCCAUUUUUGACUGCUACCGCUUCCAAAAGUCUUCUCCGACUCAAGACGGGGACCUCUGAGACGCUUCCGUGACUCGUGUUUUACACUCUGAUCGACCAGCGACUGUAACUGUGUCCGACCUGUGGCCGUCCGCAUUAUGGCGCCGUUAUGAGGACCCGGUUUGAUGCCACUGUAGGUUCACCUUUUCUGUUCUCAGGCGUGACCGGGGCGGCAGAGGAGUAGUUUUAACAGAACUGCUCACUUUGUCGGAAGAAGGAACGAAAAGGGGAACCGUCGUUUUGAAUCAUUUGCUGCUCUGAACCGCACUGGAUGUGGGUCUUUCGUCCAAGUGUCGGCCGCUCGCACCGCCCGUCGCCAUUGCCUCAAGACAAGGGAGACACAUUAUGUCCCAAAGUUUGAGCCAGCUAGUCGCAGCCUGACCCUGAACGUCGGGUCCUGGUCCGGUGGAGGUCUCCGGAUCCUGCACCUUCUUGGUAGAAAACCUUUCGAGAACGUCAGCGCCGACCGCCCUGCCCUGGAUCUCAAGAUCCGGUAGAUCGCUCUGUUCCUCCAGCCCGGCGGCUUCCCGAGGCUUUUAAUUUAUUGUGUAGCUGUUAGUCUACUUGUCAUUUCUAUUUUAGUUUGUUUAUUUAUUUUCGAGCAGAGAGAAUCAUGUCCGCGGCACGGUUCGACUCGUCCGAUCGGUCCGCCUGGUAUUUCGGACCGGUGUCUCGACAGGAGGCUCAGAACAGAUUGCAGGGACAGAGACAUGGUAUGUUCCUGGUGAGGGAUUCGUCGACCUGCCCGGGUGACUACGUGCUGUCAGUAUCUGAGAAUUCAAAAGUGUCCCACUAUAUUAUAAACUCUUUGACGAGCAAGAGGUUUAAGAUAGGGGACCAGGAGUUCGAGCACCUCGCCGCCCUUCUGGAGUUCUAUAAGAUCCACUACCUGGACACCACCACGUUGAUAGAGCCAGCAUCGAGGUACGCCAGCCCUGUCUCAGGCCCGGUACAGCCCAUGGGCCCCCCCGACGACAACCUUGAGUACGUGCGGGCGCUGUACGACUUCCUGGGUCAUGACGCCGAGGACCUGCCCUUCAAGAAAGGCGAGCUGCUGAUCAUCCUGGAGAAGCCGGAGGAGCAGUGGUGGAGCGCCAAGAGCAAGGAGGGCCGCGUGGGCAUGAUCCCCGUGCCCUACGUGGAGAAGUUCGCCCGCCAGGCCCCGCACCCCGGCCAGCCGCCGCACGGCUCCCGCAACUCCAACAGCUACGGCAUCCCCGAGCCCUCGCACGCCCACGCCUACGCCCAGCCCCAGACCCCGACCCCGCUGCCCCCCGGGGCCCCGGCCGCCCUGAUCUCCCCGGGGCCAUCCCUGGCCAACGGGCCCGUCAUGGCUAAGGCCAUCCAGAGGAGAGUCCCCUGUGCCUAUGACAAGACGGCCCUGGCUCUAGAGGUGGGGGACAUCGUCAAGGUGAUGCGGAUGAACAUCAGCGGCCAAUGGGAGGGUGAGGUGAAUGGGAGGCGAGGCUUGUUUCCCUUCACCCACGUCAAAAUAAUGGACCCCCAGAAUCCAGACGAGAGUGACUGAGCCAACGGCGCCGCGUGUGAAACACCCCCAAUCUAGCUGGCUGUCUAUCCCCGCCCCACAGUGUCCCUACGACUACGCGCUUGCCUGCUUAGGGCUACACACUGAGAGCACCCCCUCUAUUGUCACGCCUGUGCAACCUGCGAGGCUUCUGACUGUUUACAGCUCUGGACUACUAUCUGGAUCCCCCCCUCCCCUUCCCAGUGCGCCCACAUGUUCCCAGUGCCCCUUCUUCUUCCCAGUGCCCCUUCCUCCCCUUCCCAGUGCCCCCUCCUCCCCUUCCCAGUGCCCCUCAUCUUCCCUGUGGCCCCUCCUCCCCUUCCCAGUGCCCCCACCUCUUCCCAGUACCGCUCCUAGGGCUGGGCGAUAUGGACCAACAGUCACAUCUCGAUAUCUUCAAGCAAAAUAUCGAUAUAAGAUAAAUAUCGAUAUUUGUUGACGCAAUAACAUAGUUGCUGUUGCCGUGCUCAAACUCUUCAUUCUACAUUGGUGGCGCCGCUGUGCUCUCAUUUCCAGCCUGCCUGCGUGGCUGUGCUCGUUAACCUGCCUUGCUGAUGGGGGCGUGGGGGGAGUUACGUGGAGCUACUGUUAUUACUAUAGCCUACCUACCUACCUACCGUUUGGAUUUACCUUCACUAUUCCUACCGUUCGGAAUUGAAUACAGUUUGAACGUUGAAACUGUGGACCAGACACUGCCCAACAUUACAAUAUAAUAUAAUAUCACGGCCAAAAGCUGUAUGCGCCUACGGAAUAUUAUGAAUCUUAUUAGCCUACAUAUUAAUAAUAAUUAUAUUAUUAAUAUAUCUCCCGAACGAGAACCCGACGUUCGGGUUCUCCUACGUCUCUGGUUCUUCCACUUCCUCAUCAAUCUGAAGCACAGAAUUGAAUCGUGACAUGGUGUCCGCAAUCAUUUUGGGACAAUUUCUGUACGGCCUUUAUCUGAAUAAAAAGUUAUUAAUGUCGCGACAGCUUAAGAUUUUGGGUCGCUUUUUGAGCACGUUGUGCUGCUGCAAGUGUUGGAAGAGGUUGGUCGUACUCGACCCUUUGGUUGCGACAGAUUUGACGCACUCU
Gadus macrocephalus (Pacific cod) is the source of this 2905-nucleotide messenger RNA. RefSeq names its product v-crk avian sarcoma virus CT10 oncogene homolog-like (gene crkl). Bases 923 to 1837 code for a protein of 304 amino acids. The record is from RefSeq and is a predicted model, not a curated record. Gene Ontology annotation, biological process: positive regulation of ERK1 and ERK2 cascade. Gene Ontology annotation, molecular function: protein binding. Lineage: Eukaryota; Metazoa; Chordata; Actinopteri; Gadiformes; Gadidae. The transcript is spliced from 3 exons.